AUGUCAACCUCGUCCUGGACUUCAUUCCUCAGAUCAAUUGCCUCGUAUAAUGGGGAUCUUAGCUCGCUUACUGCGCCACCUUUUAUCCUAUCUCCCACAUCUCUUUUGGAGUACUCCCAAUAUUGGGGCACUAAUACAGAGUUGUUGGUUGCUCCUGCCUCUAUGACCGAGUCCGUUGCGGACAAUGACGAUCCUAUUGAACUAACCCGACUGCUUGCUGUUAUCAAGUGGUUUUUGGCCACAUUGAAUACCCAGUAUGCUUCUCGUAUACGGGGGAAUCACAGUGAAAAGAAGCCUCUCAAUCCCUUUUUGGGUGAGGUGUUUGUCGCCAAGUUCAAGGAUCAAUCUGAUGACAAAUCACUUGGAGAUACUGAGGUUAUCUUGGAACAGGUUAGUCAUCAUCCUCCUGUCACAGGCUAUGCGAUGUUGAACAGAAAGCACAACACUCUUCUCGAAGGUUACAAUGGUAUUCGGGCCUUUAUGAGUACUACUGCUCUAAAUGUUCGACAGUAUGGUCAUGCUGUGUUGGAAUACAAGGAUUUGGACGAGCAAUAUCUAAUAACUCUUCCACCUCUUCAUUUGGAAGGGCUUCUUACCGGAUCUCCAAGAGUCGAAUUGGAACAAAAGUCCUACAUCCAGGCUUCCACCGGUUACUACGCUGUGUUAGAGUAUUCCGGCAAGGGAUAUUUCAGUGGUAGAAGUAACACGUUCAAGUGCCGUAUCUAUAAAAACUACGAGCAGUCCUUGAAUAAAGCGAAUGCUUUGUAUACGGUUUCAGGUCAGUGGAGCAACACUAGCACCAUAGGCAGAGGUCCUGAAACACCUUCUAGUGCAGGUCUCAUGUUUUUGGACAUGAACAAAGUGAAGUCUGAGAAACUGGUGGUCAAACCAAUUUCAAAGCAGCACCAUUUGGAGAGUAGGAGAGCUUGGCAGAAGGUAGCCGAGGCUAUUACUAAGGGAGACUACAAAGUGAUUUCUGACGAGAAAUCGAAAAUCGAAAACCACCAACGUGCUUUGCGGAAACGUGAAGAGAUUAAUGAGAGUGCCUGGGAAAGAAGAUGGUAUGACGACAUUGAUUAUACGUCGGAAGAGCACCAAAACGAUAGGUACAUCAAGCUCUUUGAAAUGGCGCAUCUUUCUGCCAAAAACGUGCCUUCUGGCGUUCGGGAUACCAAUUCCAAGUACCUCAAUGUGGAUACAAAAACUCAUUGGAGGUUCAACUUGGCCAAGUUCAACGCAGAGAAGAUAAUUCAUUGCUGA
Messenger RNA from Brettanomyces nanus, 1260 nucleotides. RefSeq lists its product as uncharacterized. The record is from RefSeq and is a predicted model, not a curated record. Bases 1 to 1260 code for a protein of 419 amino acids. NCBI's taxonomy places the organism in Eukaryota, Fungi, Ascomycota, Pichiomycetes, Pichiales, Pichiaceae. Gene Ontology annotation, cellular component: cytosol; membrane; intracellular membrane-bounded organelle. The transcript has a single exon. Gene Ontology annotation, biological process: maintenance of cell polarity; endocytosis; piecemeal microautophagy of the nucleus. Gene Ontology annotation, molecular function: oxysterol binding.